Molecule: messenger RNA, 579 nt
Organism: Acanthisitta chloris (rifleman)
Lineage: Eukaryota; Metazoa; Chordata; Aves; Passeriformes; Acanthisittidae
Gene: ARF6
Product: ADP-ribosylation factor 6
Exons: 1
Coding region: 22-510 (162 amino acids)
Biological process (GO): vesicle-mediated transport; intracellular protein transport
Cellular component (GO): cytoplasm
Molecular function (GO): GTP binding; GTPase activity
Source: RefSeq, a predicted model, not a curated record
AAGAUCUUCGGGAACAAGGAGAUGCGGAUCCUGAUGCUGGGUCUGGACGCGGCCGGUAAGACGACGAUCCUGUACAAACUGAAGCUGGGCCAGUCGGUGACCACGAUCCCCACGGUGGGGUUCAACGUGGAGACGGUGACUUACAAAAACGUCAAGUUCAACGUGUGGGAUGUGGGGGGUCAGGACAAGAUCCGACCGCUCUGGAGGCACUACUACACGGGCACGCAAGGGCUCAUCUUCGUGGUGGACUGCGCCGACCGCGACCGCAUCGACGAGGCGCGGCAGGAGCUGCACCGCAUCAUCAACGACCGGGAGAUGCGGGACGCCAUCAUCCUCAUCUUCGCCAACAAGCAGGACCUGCCCGAUGCCAUGAAACCCCAUGAAAUCCAGGAGAAACUGGGCCUGACCCGGAUCAGGGAUAGGAAUUGGUAUGUGCAGCCCUCCUGUGCCACGACAGGGGAUGGACUCUACGAAGGGCUGACGUGGUUAACAUCCAAUUAUAAAUCCUAAUGAGAGAGGAACUAUUUAGUCUACAAAGAAUUGAAAGAAAUAAAACACACAAACACACACACAAAAAAA